UCAGCCUCUGAAACUCAAGCCAUUCAACCAAAAAUGGGCAGAAAUCCAAGCAAUAUGACUACUCAGAAGGAGAAACUGAGGAAAGGGCUAUGGUCUCCGGAGGAAGACGAGAAGCUUUUCAACCACAUUAUGAGGUUCGGUAUCGGAUGCUGGAGCAAUGUCCCAAAGCAAGCAGGGUUGAAGAGAUGGGGGAAGAGCUGCAGGCUUAGGUGGAUGAAUUACUUGAGGCCAGACCUCAAGAGGGGCAACUUUUCAACGCAGGAAGAAGAUUUGAUCAUUGGACUUCAAGGAAUUCUAGGAAACAGAUGUAGGUGGUCGCAAAUUGCGUCACAAUUGCCAGGAAGAACAGAUAACGAGAUCAAGAACUACUGGAACUCGACCCUGAAGAAGAAACUUCGAAAGAUGGGUGUCGACCUGCUAACCCACAAACCGAUAAGUGAUGCGGAACAACAGCAGGAAGAGAAGAGUUCAUGUGCAAAUUUCAGUAUGAAAUCGUUUUUUGAUUCGUCACCUGUGACAGAAUUCAAAGUGGAUAUUAGCAUUGACACAAUUUAUGAUCAAUUGCUACAAUGCACUGUGCCUGAGAAGUGGGGAUAUUAUGAGGAUAGCUCAAGCAUUGGUAGUAGUAAUUCAAGCAAUUUGAUUGAAGAUGGGGCUUUGAAUUGGACUUCAGAUUGUAAGUUGAUAUCAUUUGCCGAGGACCAGUUUAAUUUGUCGGUAGAUUAUUCAACUUUUCAGUCAAUGCCGUCGAUGUCUUCAUCUGACGUGUUGUUUGGUAUCUCUGCAGGGGAUUCGUAGUGUGAGUUUCAAUGGGAAAUUUAUUUGAAUUUUCUCAUUUGUCUAAGAUUCUGAUAUGUUCAUAUCAAUGGAUAACAUGCAGUUCUUGUGUGUCUUAAUCCUUCUUUUCUUUUCCUUCCUUUUCUUUUUCUUUUUCUUUUCUUUUUGUAAGCGUUGCGGGGAGAAAUAUUUUGACAUGCCUUGGUCUGUUGCGAGA
Asparagus officinalis (garden asparagus) is the source of this 994-nucleotide messenger RNA. RefSeq names its product myb-related protein Hv33-like. The record is from RefSeq and is a predicted model, not a curated record. NCBI's taxonomy places the organism in Eukaryota, Viridiplantae, Streptophyta, Magnoliopsida, Asparagales, Asparagaceae. Gene Ontology annotation, biological process: regulation of stomatal movement. The transcript is spliced from 3 exons. Bases 34 to 798 code for a protein of 254 amino acids.